Molecule: messenger RNA, 3459 nt
Organism: Erinaceus europaeus (western European hedgehog)
Lineage: Eukaryota; Metazoa; Chordata; Mammalia; Eulipotyphla; Erinaceidae
Gene: CCDC39
Product: coiled-coil domain containing 39
Exons: 20
Coding region: 137-2959 (940 amino acids)
Biological process (GO): inner dynein arm assembly; cilium-dependent cell motility; cilium movement
Cellular component (GO): axoneme
Source: RefSeq, a predicted model, not a curated record
GACGCGAACGGUUGCUAGGGCUGCAGAAGCUACCUGCCUGGAGGUUUUUCUGGGCUAUUUUUUUCUGGGCCCUGAGGUGUUGCUCAGGGCGGGUCUUUCAGCUGCGGCCUGAGACCCCUUCACACUGACUGCCACCAUGAGCAGCGAGUUCCUGGAGGAGCUACCCUGGGAGGAUGGGUUCGCCAUUCCCGUGGCCAACGAUGAGAACAAAGCUCUUGAAGACCAGUUGUCAAAGCUGCAGAGUGAAAAGUCAAACAUGCACGAUCAACUACGUGACUAUGAAGAUCGAAUUAAUGCUAUGACUUCUCACUUCAAAAAUGUGCAACAGGAGUUGUCAUUUACACAGUCUCUUUGCAAAGCCAGAGAAAAUGAGAUUGAAAGUGAAGAACAUUUUAAGAUCAUCGCUGAAAGAGAACUGGGACGAGUGAAGGAAGAAAUUAAACGACUGGAAAAUGAGAUGGCUUCAAUACGGGAAAAGAAAAGUGACAAGGAAAAUAGCAUAUUUAAGAUUGGUCAAAAAGUGGAUGUCUUGAAGUGUCAACUGAACUGGGACCAAGAAGCAUUGGAGGCCUGGUUAGAAGAAUCAGCUCAUAAAGACAGUGAUGCCUUCACUCUUCAGAAGUAUGCAAAACAAGAUGACAAUAAAAUUAGGGCACUGACCCUCCAACUAGAAAGAUUGAUGUUGGAAUGUAGUCGGAGAAGAAAGAUACUGGAUAAUGAACUUACAGAAACUCUAAGUGCACAGCUAGAAUUGGAUAAAGCAGCGCAAGAUUUUCGCAAGAUUCAUAAUGAAAGACAAGAACUUAUUAAACAGUGGGAGAAUACAAUAGAACAGAUGCAGAAGAGAGAUAGAGACAUAGAUAACUGUGCCCUGGAAUUAGCACGGGUAAAACAAGAAACAAGAGAAAAAGAACUUUUGGUGAAAGAAAAGAUCAAGUUUUUGGAAGAUGAAGUUGGGAAUAAUGCAGAAUAUGAAAAAAGAAUUUCUAUUGCUGAGCGUAAUGUUUUAAAAUGUAGAACAGAUUAUCAGCACCAGGAAGCUGGUAAAAAUCAGCUGAAGGAUGAGCUGGAUUCUUUAAAAGCUACUGUGAAUAGAAGUUCCAGUGAUUUAGAAGCUCUGAGAAGAACUGUAAUAAAAAUAAAGAAGGAUAUUCAUGAGGAAAAAGCAAGGUCACAAAAAAUAAAAAGUCACAAUCAGAAUAUAGAAAAAAAAUUAAAAGACAUAACUGAGAGAACUAUGUCUGUAGAAGAGAAAGCUACUAAUCUGGAAGAUAUGGUAAAGGAGGAGGAAAAAAGUGCAAAGGAAGUGGAUGUUCAGUUGAAUAUAGUAAAAAGUGUGCUGUUUAAGAAAAGUCAAGAAUUACAGGCUGAGACAAUGAAGGAGAAAGCAAUUCUAUCAGAAAUCGAAGGAACUCGUUCUUCUCUAAAGCACCUCAACAAUCAGUUACAUAAACUGGAUUUUGAAACCCUGCAACAGCAAGAAAUUAUGUACAGUCAGGAUUUUUACAUUCAACAAGUAGAACGCCGAAUGUCACGGUUAAAGGGAGAAAUUAAUUCAGAAGAAAAACAAACUCUUGAAGCAAGAAUUGGUGAACUUAAAAAGACACUGGAGGAGAAAAAAUCUGCUGUUGAGCUUUUGGAAAUACAGAUCAAAAAGCUUCAUAAUGAUCUUUACUUUAUCAAGAAGUCAAAUAGUAAAAACUGUGAUGAAGUACAGUCUCUCAUGUCCAAAAUAAAUGAACUAAACUUAUUUAGUGACAGAUCAGAGAAAGAACUUAGGAAAGCCAAGGCCAUUAAGCAGGAUUUGAUGAUAGAAGACAACUUUUUAAAACUUGAAGUUAAACGUGCUCGAGAAAUGCUUCAUAGUAAAGCAGAAGAGGUUCUUUCGCUGGAAAAAAGAAAACAGCAAUUAUACACAGCUAUGGAAGAGCGAAUCGAAGAAAUUAAGGUUCAUAAAACAAUGCUUGCUUCGCAAAUAAGAUAUGUCGAUCAAGACCGGCAAAACAUAAGUGCUGAGUUUCAUGAGCGACUAAGUAAAAUUGAUAAGCUGAAGAACAGAUAUGAAAUUCUCACUGUUGUUAUGAUGCCUCCCGAAGGAGAAGAGGAGAAAACACAGGCCUAUUAUGUAAUAAAGGCUGCUCAAGAAAAAGAAGAGCUUCAAAAGGAAGGUGACAGUUUGGAUGCUAAGAUCAACAAAGCUGAAAAAGAAAUCUAUGCUCUAGAAAACACCUUGCAAGUGCUCAACAACUGCAACAACAAUUAUAAACAGUCCUUUAAAAAAGUGACUCCAUCGAGUGAUGAGUACGAGAAUAAAAUUCAACUAGAAGAACAAAAAAGAACUGCGGAUGAAAAGCACAGACACAAACAAAGACAAAUCAGAGAACUCCAGGAAGAUAUCCAGAGCAUGGAAAAUACUUUAGCAGUUAUAGAACAUGUAACCAAUAACGUCAAAAUAAAAUUAUCAGAGAAGCAGGCUUAUUCAUUUCAACUAAGUAGAGAAACUGAUGAACAGAAGCCAAAACUGGAGAGAGUAACUAAACAGUGUGCAAAACUCACUAAGGAAGUUCGUCUUUUGAAAGACACAAAAGAAGAAACACUAGAAGAGCAAGACAUCAAACUCCGUGAAUUGAAACAGGUCCACAAGAACAUUGAUGAAAUGUUAGCUGACGUUCUAGAAAAUGCUGACAUUCACACUAUACUUCAAACCUAUUUUCAGCAGAAUGGUUUAGAACUACCUGUAGCCAGCGUUAGGCAUAGCCGUCAGAGUUCUAGAUCUUCUUCACAGUCUUCACUAUCAGCAAGGUCAUCCAGGAGUGUAAGUACUUCUGUUUCCCAGGCGUCCAUUAAAGUAGUAGAGCUCAACUUUCCGGCCACCUCUCCACCAGCUGACAGCCCUUCUCGACCAGCUAGUGCUAGCAGCAGUGCCAGUAACAGUAAGAAGAAAAAGAGUAGCAAAUGAUCACUUACACUUCUCUUGUGAGCAAGUCGCAAACAUUAACCAACAAUUUCACCCUUUAAUUUGAAUCAUAAACUACUCACUUCAUUAUGGGUGUGCCAGACAUAGGCUGACUGAGACAGUGUAAGAAAUAUUAGAUGACCAAAGGUUUUAUUCAGUAGAAAAUGUAAAAUAGUUUUUAAGAAGAAGCAAACUAAUUUGGGUCCAAAGCAAUGCUUAAUUUUUAAAAGAACGUUUUCUUUAUGCACAUAGAAGAAAAAUGAGUAUCAGAUUCGUAAUGUGGCUAUGUUAUACAAUAUAAGGAAAAUGAUACUUUUCCACUGUUCUUAUCAGGAAAUGAUCUGUUUCAUUACUUCAUUCAACUGUACUCUCAUUUAACAGUAUCUUUCAGGAAGAAAUUUCUAAAGAUUCAGUGUACUAUUGAGUUGGUAACACUACUAUGAUUCUCUUCUAGCCUAAAAUCCUGAAAUUAAGUUAGUUCUCAUGAUUUGGACAAUGCCAUA